Molecule: messenger RNA, 333 nt
Organism: Colletotrichum chrysophilum
Lineage: Eukaryota; Fungi; Ascomycota; Sordariomycetes; Glomerellales; Glomerellaceae
Gene: VMA7
Product: H(+)-transporting V1 sector ATPase subunit F
Exons: 3
Coding region: 1-333 (110 amino acids)
Biological process (GO): proton transmembrane transport
Cellular component (GO): fungal-type vacuole membrane; proton-transporting V-type ATPase, V1 domain
Molecular function (GO): proton-transporting ATPase activity, rotational mechanism
Source: RefSeq, a predicted model, not a curated record
AUGGCUUCACAAGCAGACUACAAGGACCGGCAGUUCCUCGCUGUCAUUGGCGACGAGCACGUUAGCACGGGAGCCGACCAGGAGAAGAACUUCUUGGUCGUGGACAGCAAGACCGACACCGCUGCGAUCGAGUCCGCGUUCGAGUCGUUCACCACAAGGAAGGACAUUGGCAUCGUUCUGAUUAACCAGCACGUUGCCGACCGCAUACGACACCGUAUCGAUACGUACACUGCCGCAUUCCCGACCGUCCUCGAGAUCCCGUCCAAGGACCACCCGUACGAUCCAGAGAAGGACAGUGUUCUGCGCAGAGUGCGCAGGUUGUUUGGCGAGUAA